ACUCUACGUGGAGUCCGUAUGCUGCCGCAGAAUUAGCAAAUCGUCGCAUGGCAGAGACAUCAUCGCCAUCGUCCAUGGUAGUCAUUUAGUUUAAAACAUUCCACUUAACUUAAAAGAUCACGCAACGAAGGCGGCAGACAAAACUUUAAAAACAAAAGCCAACCAUCGUGAAAAAACUCCUCUACAAAAGUGAUCAAAUAAUUUUAAUAAAAAUUUUAUCUUUCUUUCUUAAUUCCAAUACUAAGAGAAUGAGAGAGCUUUACUCUUUCUUAUUUUGAAAUGAAGAAUUUUAUCUAAAAUUCCUUGUCAAAUCAGAAUCUUUUUUUUCUCGUUACCGAAAAUAAUGAGCCUUAAUGGGCAACUUGAAUGUAAAGAAAAACCAACAACAAAGGCAACGGGGAACAAUGAUUGUUUCAACCCCUACUGUGAGUGGAUUCUUGAAAUGAUGUGAGAGUAUCUCUGAGAUUGUCCCUCUGUCAGCGUUUAUAUGCGGAUGUGUGUGUGUGUGUGUGACCACAUUUGAGUGUUUAAGAGAGGCAGAUGGUUGUGAAAACAUCCCAUUUAUAAAUGAACACACGCAUUUGAGUGUCUAUGGCUGUGACUGUGUCAGUGUCAGUGUAUGUCCUUUUGCUAGUGCUACUACCCUCCUCUCAACAACAGCAUAUGAUGAGUAUGAUGAUGAGUCUCUGGCCAAGCAUCCAACCAACAACCAUUCAUGGCUAAACCCACCACCACCAGCCAACCAUCAUCAUCCAUGCUGGCAUUUUCUGUAUGUUACUCAAAUCGUGGUUGUUUGCAUUGCAUUGCGUUGUGUUUAUUUGUCCAAAGACAUCAACGGAAUCAUCGCUGCUUCCUCAAAACGAACUCAUCAGCUCAGAUACACAGAUAUCAGGACAAAAACAACAACAACACACACGAAAAACACGGCAACACAACUCAUAUCACAUCUUUAGUUUGCUUUGCUCUCGCUGUUACGACCAACCUCUGGCUCUGUGUCCUCAUCAUCACAAACUCGUGCAGUUACACUCGCAAACACACAACGACCGACUUCCGAUAACGUCGCGCGCGCUCUACGCAUCCGUGAAUCUGUGCAGUGGUAGUAAGCACUGCUCCCGAAAUCAGGCAAUCCGUAACCAUAUCUUAGCCAUCCUAGUCAUUGACUUUUACAGCGAAUCGAAUUGCAAGGCGAGAGAUAGCUCAAGCCAAAUCUAGAGAGUGAGAGAGAGGUUCACGAGCCUCAUCCUCACUCAUCAUCAUCAUCGUCGUUGUCGUUGUCGUCGUCGUCAUCAUCACAUCUCUCCCCCAAAAAUAUCAGUUUCAAUGAAUGAAUCUGUUACUGAGUCUAUGCCCAUCAAUGCUGUGUGUUUUGUGUUUAUGUGUGUGUGAUUUUUCGUUGGUUGUGGUUUGUCGGUGGUCUAGUCAUUCAGUUCCGUUUGUGAAUUUGACGUAAGACGUAGGGCGCUCGUCUCUCUCGUCUACAAAGCCAAAACGAAAUAAAAUUAAGCAUACAACUGCAAUCAAUGGUACCGGAAUAAAAGUUAACGGAAAAAAAUUGUUAAGUGAAACCUUAUGCUCGCCGCACACAUAAAUCAUAUUUAAUAACAAGAAAUAAGUAAAACACCAAAGGAUUAAAGAAUGAUGAUCUCAAAUCUAUGAAUGAGCAAAUGAAAAAUUUAAGAGUGUCAAAACAAUAAAACAAAUUCUAAAAUCUAUCAAUUUUACUAACUCUCUGAGAAUUGGAUUAAAGCGGCAAUAUGAUAUUCGAUAGAUAUGCUGUCUCAGGCAGCACUAGUGAAGACUACGAAUUGGGUGCUUUCAAGCAAUUUCCUCACAACUUGGUAUCACCCAAUUCUGGGCAUCCCCUGGCCCUCAAUACACACAACACCGACAUUGGAGGCUAUCAUCAUCAACACCAUCAUCAUCAUCAUCACCAUCAGCAACACAACGGCUAUAGGGGCAGUGAAUCGCCCAAUAGGUCGCUAAGUCUAGAGGCCAAUUCCCUAAAUAAUAGUCCGCCGGGACUUUUGAAUAGCUUGCAUCAUACACCCGCCCACAUGGAACAGCUGUUGAGGACUAAACUUCAAGCCGAGAGUCUGUUGCUGGGCAUGGCUCGCCUGCAAGAACCCAUCUGUGAUUUGGUGACACGUGAGAAUGGCGUCUAUGCCAAACAACAUCUGCGACGUGGCACAAGAUUUGGACCAUUCGCCAUGGGCGAGUCCAUGGACAAAGCGAAUGGCUUGGAUAUCCUCAGCAUGCCCCAUUUCAUCCGCAAUUUACUACAACCCUCGCCAGAAAUUAAGAAUCUAUUAAAGAAAAUUCGCACAGUUUCAUCCGUGGAUAAUGAGAAAGAGGCUAAUUUAGUAAAUUUUUGUACAGAAGGAUGCCUGUGGUAUGAAACAAAUCGUGAUAUAGCAGCUGGUGAAGAAAUCAUAGUAGAUGGCCAGACCCUAACACCCUAUGAUCAUAAUGAUUCGUUAAUAAAUGGAGAGGCUCAUACAGGCUCAUCGAUACACAGCAGUGAGGAUCGCAGUGAAAGAGAUAAUGUUUCAUUCUAUGGCUCCAACAUAACCCAUGACGACGAAUACAAAGACAACAAAGAUAAAUCAUUGGAUAAUCUCGAUCCUGCUCUCAGUGAUGACGAAAACGGAUUCGAUAUUCGCUGUGAAGUAUGCGAUAAGACAUUUCUUGAAUUAGAAAGACUUGAUGAUCACUUAAUUGGAGCCCAUCAUUUUCGCAAAGACGAAUUUUUGUGUGAAUUGUGUUCGAAACGUUUCUGCCAUCGUCCAGUACUGCUGAAACAUAGAGCUUUGGCCCAUAACGAAAUCAGGAAAUAUCCUUGUGAAAAUUGUACUAAGGUAUUUUGUGAUCCAUCGAAUCUACAGCGUCAUAUUCGUGCCCACCACAUUGGUGCCAGAAGUCACGCUUGUCCCGAGUGCGGCAAAACAUUUGCUACUUCAUCAGGCCUGAAGCAACAUACGCACAUACACUCCUCCAUCAAGCCAUUCCAGUGUGAGGUCUGCUUUAAGGCGUACACCCAGUUCUCGAAUCUGUGCCGCCACAAGCGCAUGCACGCCGAUUGCCGCAUGCAAAUCAAGUGCAACAAGUGUGGCCAGAGCUUCAGCACGGUUACCUCGUUGUCCAAGCACAAGCGUUUCUGCGAUUCGACCAACGUGCCACCGCCAGGAGUAGGACUGCCACCCAGCCUGCCGCACACACAUCCGGCCCUACACCAUUCGGCCCAAUCCCAGACAACGGCGCAAGCAAGAAACAACGGCGGCUCAGCCAACGGACCCCCCAACGGAGUAUCACAGUUUCCCAAUAAUAUGGCCACACCGCCCAAUCCCUUCUCGCUAUUCAUGCGCUCCCCCUAUUUCCCGGCAUUUCCACCAGCCAUGGCCUAUGGCCUGCAGGGUAUGUUCCCGCAAGCACCUGCCGUCCAAGCGCCCAGUUUCCCCCUGAUGUUCCCCAAGCCCAAUAUAGACCUAAGGCUGCAGCAACAAAUGCGAUCACCAGUUUCUCAGCAUGCGGCGGCAAAUCACAGCAAAGUAACUGCCCACACAUCCAAGGAGGAUGUGAGUGGCAUGGCCAGUCACGAGGGAUUCGGAUUGCCAUUGCCCAAACGGGAGGAGAGUCCACGCAUGAAAAUGGACCUGAAGAUGGAACGCAACUCCACCGCAGAGCAUUCGCCAACGGCCAGCUGCAAUUCGAAGAAAUUGAAAAAGGAAUUAAAACACUAUAGCUCCGAUGAAGAAUCCAAUUCGGUGGUAGAAUUAAAAACUGAACCCAAAGAGGAGGGAGAUGAGGAAAGUGUCUCCAAAAAUCCCAGCGAAAUAGAUGACGAAGAGGAGGAGAAUGUGUCGCGGCACAAUGAUGAGGAUAAGAAAUCCAUUGAUAUUGUCUCUGUAUCACCUCGCCAUGAGCCCGAAACCAAGACCUCAACUACAGCAGAAUUGCCUUUGGAUUUGAGUGUGUCACGCAAACGCCAAUCAUCGGAAUCCCGUGACAGUCACGAGGAAGAUAGCCACAAAUCAAUGCCUCAGCAAAAUAGUCAAUCAAGUCCUAGAGCGCAAAGUCCCAUUGCCAUUAACGGAGAACUAAGCAAUGCCGAAAGCUAUGAGCCACCCAAGAAAAAAAAUUCUUUCCAGUCAAGUUUCAACAACAGCAUCAGCAGAACACCCACAGCAUCGCCAGGACCCACGCCAUCACCCUCACCACCCAGCAAUGGGGGCAACACAAGCGGCACCAGCGAACAUGGUCCAACACCAGCCAUGCCACCCACUUGCCCCAGACCCAUACAUCCCAUGCUCUUGGAUGAACUCUAUCGCACACACGCAUUGGAAUCGGCUUUUCAACGUCCGUUCCCUUUUUUAGGACUAAUGGGCGAGCGGCCGGCCUUUGAUGCCAAUGCGUUGCGCGCUAGAGGUGAACCAUUUCCGCCCGAGCCAAUUUUUCGUGAGGCCCUUAGGGGGCUGUCGUCGGGCGUAAUGGCCGCCGCCCAUCAGUCUGGCAAACUAAAAGAUCGUUACACAUGCAAAUUCUGUGGCAAGGUAUUUCCACGAUCGGCUAACUUAACACGCCACCUCAGGACGCAUACGGGAGAACAACCCUACACCUGCAAGUACUGCGAUAGGGCCUUUAGCAUAUCCUCUAACCUGCAAAGGCAUGUGCGCAAUAUACACAACAAAGAGAGGCCUUUCCGCUGCCAUUUGUGCGACCGAUGCUUUGGCCAGCAGACAAACCUGGAUCGCCAUCUCAAAAAGCAUGAGGCCGAAUCCACCGGUUUGGCCAUCAGCGAUUCACCCUCCUCGAAUGAGGCCGAUCGUGAUGAUUCGUAUUUCGAUGAAAUACGCAACUUCAUGGAUCGGGUUACCUACAAUGAGGAGCUGUACACACCCACCAGCAUGGGCAAUGGCGAGAAUGACACCGACUACAAUGGCAGUGAGGGAGAAAACGAGCUUUCGGUCUCCAGACCUUCGUCGGCAGAACCACAGACAGGUGAAGGCAAGGCACUGGGUCAGCAGCAUGAUGCCUCGGCUGAGGAGGAGCAAUAGACACAGCGAUGAAUGAAUGACGAACAGGAAGUCAUAUAACUAACACCCCAUGAUCUGAAACAACUUCAUCAUCGACACCACCACCACCACCUUCUUGUGCUUGCAUGAUUAAUUGCCAGUGGCCAACACGCCCCCACACAAGUUGAUGGAAUUGUAAAUUCUAAUCGACGCAUUGAUCAGAAUUGGAAGAUCAUUAAUAAUGAGUUUGCGUGAGUGUAAGAGUAAAUGAUGGCAAGACAUGUGUAUAUAGGUCACUCCAUAAACCAGGCGAUACUUCAAAAAAAAGCCAACAGUUGGCCAUUAACAUUUUGCAGAAAAUAAUUUUGAAUUUAAAUAUCAUGGCAUUUAUGGUGGAGUCACCCAUAGGCUAAUAAGCUCGCCUGCCAGUGUGUUUUCUGUACAUAUGUACUAAUUGUAGUGUUAAGCAUUUUGAAUUAGACAACAACAACAACAACUUUUUUAAUACUUAA
Molecule: messenger RNA, 5521 nt
Organism: Stomoxys calcitrans (stable fly)
Lineage: Eukaryota; Metazoa; Arthropoda; Insecta; Diptera; Muscidae
Product: transcription factor hamlet
Exons: 9
Coding region: 1755-5051 (1098 amino acids)
Cellular component (GO): nucleus
Source: RefSeq, a predicted model, not a curated record